This is a messenger RNA of Dermatophagoides pteronyssinus (European house dust mite), 1161 nucleotides long. RefSeq names its product 26S proteasome regulatory subunit 7A-like. The record is from RefSeq and is a predicted model, not a curated record. Lineage: Eukaryota; Metazoa; Arthropoda; Arachnida; Sarcoptiformes; Pyroglyphidae.
GAGCAGCGCUGCGCAGAGCUGAACGCGGAGGUGUUGAAGCUAGUGGGCGUCGCGAACACGGAGACGGGGCUCGCGCCGGUGGGCCAGUGGGAUCUGAAGACGGACAAAAAGAUCAUUGAAGAGGAGUACGGACUGUUGAUCGGCGAGUGCACGUCGCUGAUCGAGACGCAGAGCGCGGAGCCGAAAGUCGUCGUGAACCUGCGCAACAUGGCGAAGUACUUGGUCGGCAUCGGAAAAGACGUGCGGCUCGAAGAGCUAGAGGAAGGCCGGCGGGUGGGGCUCGAGCGGAGCAAGUACCAAGUGAUGCGCGUGUUUUCGCAGCACUUGGACACUGAGGUGUCGCGCAUGGUGGUGGAAGAGCGGCCGGACACCACGUACAACGACAUCGGCGGCUGCCGCGAGCAGAUCGAGAAGCUGCGCGAGGUGGUCGAGCUGCCGUUGCUGAGCCCGGAGCGGUUCAUCGAGCUGGGGAUCGACCCGCCGAAAGGCGUGUUGUUCUACGGGCCGCCGGGCACGGGCAAGACGCUCGCGGCGCGCGCGGUGGCGAACCACACGGACAGUUGCUUCAUUUGCGUGAUCGGCAGCGAGUUGGUGCAGCGCUACUUGGGCGAGGGCGCGCGGAUGGUCCGCGAACUGUUCGCGCUCGCGCGGUCGAAGAAGUCCUGCAUUUUGUUCAUCGACGAGGUCGACGCGAUCGGGCUCUCGCGCGGGAGCGAGGGCACCGACGCGGGCGGGAACGGCGUGCAGCGAACGAUGCUCGAGAUCGUGAGCCAGCUGGACGGGUUCAGCUCGCGCGGGAACAUCAAGAUUUUGAUGGCGACGAACCGCCGCGACACGCUGGACCCGGCGCUCACGCGGCCGGGGCGCAUCGACCGCAAGAUCGAGUUCGGGCUGCCGGACCUCGACGGGCGCACCGCGAUCUUCCGCAUCAACGCGCGCAAGAUCGAGGUGGAUCCGAACAUCCGCUACGAGUUGCUAGCGCGGCUGUGCCCGAACUGCACCGGCGCGGACAUUCGCUCGGUGUGCACCGAGGCGGGCAUGUUCGCGAUCCGCGAACGGCGCAAGGUGAUUCUCGAGCGCGACAUGCUGCAGGCAAUCAACAAGGUGGUCAAAGGAUACAAAAAGUUCAGCGCGAGCCCGACCUACAUGUUCUACAACUAG